Messenger RNA from Actinia tenebrosa (Australian red waratah sea anemone), 1251 nucleotides. Its product is annotated as DNA repair protein RAD51 homolog A. Gene Ontology annotation, molecular function: single-stranded DNA binding; ATP hydrolysis activity; ATP binding. The record is from RefSeq and is a predicted model, not a curated record. NCBI's taxonomy places the organism in Eukaryota, Metazoa, Cnidaria, Anthozoa, Actiniaria, Actiniidae. Gene Ontology annotation, biological process: reciprocal meiotic recombination; mitotic recombination; DNA recombinase assembly. Gene Ontology annotation, cellular component: condensed nuclear chromosome.
UCCCGCGCACAUUUGAAAAAAAGAAGAAAACAACCAAGGAAAAAGUUCGGAUAUUUAGCCUACAAAUAACGCUAUUUUUAUAAGCUGUAUCCCACAUUGAGCUUCUGAUAGUUCUAUUGAGAAGAAAGGAAGCAUUUUAUAUCAUUUUUUUGCGAAAAGUCGUUGAUUUGAAGCAGGACUUUGAAGAAAACUCAAAAGCAAAAUGGCGAUGCAAGAACGACGACGACAGCAAGCACGGCAACAAGAAGAAACUAUGGAGGAAGCUGAUGCUGAACAAAGCGGUCCUUUGUCGAUCCACAAAUUAGAAGAACAUGGAAUAAGUGCAAGUGAUGUGAAUAAACUUGUUGACGCAGGCUAUCAUACAAUAGAAUGCAUAGCAUACACCCCAAGGAAAGCCCUUCUUGCUAUUAAAGGCAUUAGUGAGGCAAAAGCAGACAAGAUCAUCAAGGAAGCUUCAAAGCUUGUACCGAUGGGUUUUACGACAGCCACAGAGUUUCACAUGCGAAGAUCAGAGCUUGUCAUGAUCACCACAGGAUCUAAAGAGCUUGAUAAACUAUUACAAGGUGGGAUUGAGACUGGUAGCAUUACUGAGUUAUUUGGGGAGUUCCGUACGGGGAAAACACAGCUCUGCCACACUUUAGCUGUCACAUGUCAGCUUCCAAUUGAUAGUGGUGGUGCUGAAGGGAAAUGUUUGUACAUCGAUACUGAAGGCACAUUCAGACCAGAGAGGCUGCUAGCAGUGGCAGAAAGGUAUGGAUUGUCUGGCCAGGAAGUGUUAGAUAAUGUAGUGUACGCUAGGGCAUUCAACACAGACCACCAACAAGAUUUAGUCGUGGAAGCUUCUGCAUUGAUGUCCGAAUCAAGAUUCGCCUUAAUGAUUGUUGACAGUGCUACUGCCCUGUACCGUACUGAUUAUUCAGGCCGUGGAGAACUUUCUGCUCGUCAAAUGCACAUGGCAAGGUUCCUUAGAACUUUACUUAAAAGAGCAGAUGAGUAUGGGGUUGCCAUAGUGAUCACCAAUCAAGUGGUCGCCCAGGUGGAUGGUGCGUCAAUGUUUCAAGCUGAUCCCAAGAAGCCCAUUGGAGGGAAUAUCAUGGCUCAUGCUUCAACUACUAGGCUCUAUUUCAGAAAAGGUAGAGGAGAGACAAGAAUUUGUAAAAUCUAUGACUCCCCUUGCUUGCCUGAGUCAGAAGCAAUGUUUGCUAUUAAUGCUGAUGGUAUUGGUGAUUCUAACGAUUGAUGCUGUGUGUG